Messenger RNA from Calliphora vicina (urban bluebottle blowfly), 1547 nucleotides. RefSeq lists its product as uncharacterized. Bases 94 to 1284 code for a protein of 396 amino acids. The transcript is spliced from 2 exons. NCBI's taxonomy places the organism in Eukaryota, Metazoa, Arthropoda, Insecta, Diptera, Calliphoridae. The record is from RefSeq and is a predicted model, not a curated record.
UUCUGAGUCACAAAACGAAAUAAUUUACGAAAUACUCAGCAAUUUAAAAUAAUCCAAACAAUUCAUCAACUGACACCGGCUUUUAUCAUAAAAAUGGCUACAACUGUUACCGAAGUCCUAGCGAAGUUACAACUUAACAAUACAGAAGAAUUAGUAGAAUCUUCCAAUGUUCCUGUAACUAACAAAACUUUAAAGAAGAUAUCCAUAAGCACACCUGUAGAGGAUUACGUAUAUAAUAUGAAAACUGAAAGUGCACCUGACUAUGAUGAUAACGACACCGAUGAAAAUUCCUAUUUGGAAACAUUUUCUCAGGCAAGAGAUAUGGUGUGGCUGCUUCUGUUUGGUGAACCCUCAUUAACAGUUGAAAACAGUAAGAAGGCAGCCGGACUUUUAGAAAAGUAUAAACGAGAUGCUGUCUUUUAUUGUCCCUGGGACUAUAACGAUUGGAUACCGAAUGUGAGAGAUGAACUUUUAAAAAGAAAGUAUUUUGAAUUUUGGCAAAAUGUUGUAGUGAAAAAUGAAUUGGGUUUGUGCUGGGCACGUGAUUCUGACUAUUUUCACGAUAUGGAAGAUCCCAAACCAAUUGAGUUUUAUAAAAUGGGUGAGGAUUUAAUCAAACAACAAUUCAAAAUAAUCCAAACAAUUCAUCAACUGAUACCGGCAUUUAUCAUAAAAAUGGCUACAACUGUUGCCAAAGAUCUAGCGAAAUUACAACAAAACAAUACAGUAGAAUUAGUAGAAUCUUCCAAUGUUCCUGUAACUAAAACUUUAAAGAAAAUAUCGCUAAGAUCUCCAGUAGAGGAUUACGUAUAUAAUAUGAAAACUGAGAGUUCACCUGUCUAUGCUGGUGACUACGAUGAAAAUUCCUUUUUGGAUACAUUUUCACAGGCAAGAGAUAUGGUGUGGCUGCUUUUGUUUGGUGAACCCUCAUUAACAGUUGAAAACAGUAAGACGGCAGCCGAACUUUUAGAAAAGUAUAAACGAGAUGCUGUAUUUUAUUGUCCCUGGGACUACAAUGAUUGGAUACCGAAAGUGAGAGAUGAACUUUUGAAAAAAAAAUAUUUUGAAUUUUGGCAAGAAGUUGUUGUGAAAAACGAAUUGGGUUUGUGCUGGGCAGGUGAUUCUGACUAUUUUGACGAUAUGAAAGAUAACGAACCAAUUGAGUUUUAUAAAGUGGGUGAAGAUUUACAGUCCUGUCACAGAAUUCCAUUUCGAUCGGAAGUAGAAUUAAUUCCGCAUUUUGCUUCUUCAGAAAAAGUAAAACGAAAAUUUCUUUCGCAAUGAAAACGCUUUCAAAGUGGAAUUGAUAUUUCUUUGUAUUUAUUAGUGUUAACAUAAAUGUUAAUCUGUCUUUGCUUCCGGGGCUAAAAUAUUUAAAGAGGAAAAAUAUUAAAAUAAACUUAAAUCUAAAAUAAAUUAAAAAUUUAACAUUAACGGAACUUAUACAGGUUUAAUAUAAGAACAUUUUUUGUUAUAAACAUUCUUUGAAAAAGUUUAAUAAAUUGUUUGAUUUCAUCAAAAAUUAUGUAAUUGUGUAAUAAUAAAAA